Molecule: messenger RNA, 1831 nt
Organism: Prinia subflava (tawny-flanked prinia)
Lineage: Eukaryota; Metazoa; Chordata; Aves; Passeriformes; Cisticolidae
Product: dynein axonemal heavy chain 12-like
Exons: 2
Coding region: 493-879 (128 amino acids)
Biological process (GO): microtubule-based movement
Cellular component (GO): dynein complex
Molecular function (GO): minus-end-directed microtubule motor activity; dynein light intermediate chain binding; dynein intermediate chain binding
Source: RefSeq, a predicted model, not a curated record
UCCAGGCACUUCUCAAAUACAACUACUCUUAUGAUUUCAGGCACUGCUCAAAUAUCUAUUGCUCUUGAAUAGGGAUAAUAUAUCUUGGCAUGUUACAGUUUUAAUACUCAAAAUUUCAUAUCAGGUUUUAUGGAACACAAUUUAAACAAAUAGUCUUUCUUUUGGGACUGAAAAAAUAUGUUGAGAUUAACUGGUACACAAUUAAAGGACUAGGGGGUGUUUUGUUUUGUUUUGUUUUGUUGUAGGGAGGAGAGGUUGUUUGAUUUUAAAAAGACAAAAUAUAUAUAAUAUAUUAUAUAAUGCCUACUGUGUUUUUAUAUUUUUUAAAUACUUUUUUUUAUGCAUGCAGAGAGGCUCUGUCAUAUAGAUGCAUCUAAGGUGUAAAAAAUGUCGUAUAUUUGUAUUUAAGUGUCAUAUGGCAUUUUAUUUUGAAGGUAUGAUUUUAAGGACACCUCUAAAAUCACCCUUGUUGACGUCCAGUUACUGGCUGCCAUGGGGCCUCCAGGGGGUGGGAGGAAUCCUGUCAGCCCUAGGUUCCUGCGACACUUCAACAUUUGCACCAUCAACUCUUUCGGUGAUGAAACAAUGAUCCGCAUCUUCUCUACUGUAGUAGCCCUUUACCUAAGAGUUAAUGACUUUGCUUCUGACCUCUCCACGGCUGGAAAUCAAAUUGUCACUGCCACUUUAGAGGUAACAGAAGAAGACAUGAGAAGUUUGUGUUUUGGUGACUACAUGAUUCCAGAACUUAAGGGAGAUGAAAGGCUUUAUGCUGAGGUUCCAAGCAUUGAGGAGUUCAGUGAUGUCGUGGAGCAGUGUCUGGAUGAAUAUAAUCAAACCCAGAAAACAAGAAUGAACCUUGUUGUUUUCAGGUGUUUAUGAUCUGUUUUUUUAAGAGCUUUAAGCAGUAGUUGAUAAUUCAGUAUAUUCAAUUUUGUGGACUCUGGUUUUUGGUGUGUUUCCUCCCCUUUAUGCAUCCUUAAAAGUGUUUUGUUACACCUUUUUGCAUGGAAGUAAACCAAUUUUUCUCUUAUGCUUCUCCUUUUUCUAUCUGAGAGUAAAAAAUGAGAAGCUUUUCUCCUAAGGCUCUUUGAAUAUUUUCCUGAGUUGUUACAGAAACAUUGUGUACUGAAUCAAGUAGGUGCUGUACUUCUCCUAGGCCUCUGUCACCAGUGAAGAUGGAUGUCACUGGACGUUCAUUCCCCAAGGACAAGCAUCCCAAGAGGGAGAUGUUCACAAUCAUAGCUGUCUGUCUGCUUUGUUGUUAUGCAGCACAGCCAUGCACUCAGCUGGUGCUGCAGCUAGUUCUGCGAAAUUUUAGACUCUGGAGGCCAUUAUUGUUACCUUAACUAGUGAUCAUGCAGAGCUACAACUGAGAGAGAUUAAGAGGUCAGAAUCCUUUCUCCUCCCUGUUACUAGAGAUUACCACCUCUUCCUAUUUGCCAGGGUAACUUGACAUGUAGAUACUUGGUGAAGGUGAUUUGGGUUCCUUUAGUGAUGAAGGUGAUUAGGGUUACUUUAAACAGUUCUAAUAACAGCUUCUUUUAGUCUAGGUCAUUUGCCAAGCUGUAUUUCUGAGUGCCUGUAUAUACAACUAGGCUCUCAGUUGGAAGAGCUGGCAGCCUCUGAUCAGAGGCCACUGGCUGUAGAAGCAAUAUUCCAGUGACAUCACUGAACAGCAACCAGGAGAGCAUGUUUGACUGUAGCCUUAGAGUUCAAUCUCAUGGAUAACAUCUGAAUUUGUUUAUUUUUCUAACCAGUAAAAAUAAACUAGAAUUUAUCUUUCUUGAAAUGUUUGAAAGUUUUUUUGAGACUACUUUUAAACUUGCUUUAA